Vigna umbellata (rice bean) is the source of this 1516-nucleotide messenger RNA. The record is from RefSeq and is a predicted model, not a curated record. NCBI's taxonomy places the organism in Eukaryota, Viridiplantae, Streptophyta, Magnoliopsida, Fabales, Fabaceae.
UUCCAAUUCAAAUUGGUUCUUCACUCUGUUUACUUCAAUCAAGAGAAGAAUAGCUAGUGCUCAAGGUAAUUAAUAAUAAAUAACAAACAAUUACUACUAUUGCAGUCAUUUUCACAGUGAUGCUUUCACAAACAUAAGACCCGCCAAGGUAUUCUUUAUUAUAGUUGUCAUUUUCUAAUAAAACCUGCAAUUUCCUAUUUCUAUACAUUCCCUGUGGUCAACUUUCCCUUUUUCUCCCGUAUAUCUGAUCUGACAAUUUUUUAAUUAUGAGAUCUUUCUUCUUUCAAUUGAAAAUCCUGUUUUCUUGACAUCUUGGUGUAGGUGAUGCUUCUAGUGAAGAUUCUAUAGCAGAUCCCACUUCAGUUGAAGAUUCUAGAAUUGAUAAUCCAUUGAAAAUAGCUCAGAAUAGUUAUUCUUCUUUGAUGAAAGAAGCACAAUCACCAGAACAAUCAUUUGACAGUGAAGUAGUUGCAAAUGAUGUAGCUAGAGACAAACAAAAUUUCAUAGUAAAUGGCUCGAUUCCAUCAAUUGAAGAUUUGAAGAAAGUUGAAACGGGUAUUGAAGACGAAAUAAAACCUUUUGUUGCAAACGAAAAGAAUGAAGCAUUUGAAACCUCUACAUCCCAGGCAGGUUACGUUCCAACUGAAGGAGAUAUUGUGACAGAAGCACACACUGAAAUCUAUAUUGGGGAACAACCAAGGGCUGAAAUUGGUGAGCACCAAGAGUGGGAAAUACUUAAAAGCAUUGUGUACGGUGGUUUAGUUGAAUCAAUCACUAGUCUUGGGGUUGUGUCAUCUGCUGCUUCUUCUGGUUCUGCUCCAUUGAAUAUUAUAGCAUUGGGGUUGGCGAAUCUCAUCGGUGGACUUUCUGUCAUUGGCCAUAAUCUCACUGAUUUGAAAAAUGGUCAUUCUGGAGGGAAUCCAUCACAAGAUCGAUAUGAAGAACUACUUGGCCGUAGAGAAAACUUCACACUUCAUGCUUUUCUAGCUGUGUUAUCAUUCAUAAUUUUUGGUUCUGUCCCACUUGUUGUCUACAGCCUCUUAAUUUCUAAGCACUACUAUGAUGAAUAUAAUAUUGCAGCUGUGACAGCCUCUUCUGUUGUGUGCAUCAUUCUUCUUGCUAUGGGAAAAGCUUACACCAGCACACCACCCAAAUCCUAUAUCAAAACAGUGCUGCAUUAUGUUAGCUUGGCACUUGCAACCUGUGGAGUCUCUUACAUAGCUGGUGAUCUAGCUAAGGUUCUCCUAGAUAAAAUCAGUGGCUCAGAAUCUGGUUAUGUUCUUGCCAUGCCCUUGUCAGACACAACAAGAAUGGAACCAGCGUGAAUGUCUUCUUCAAGCUUAUAUUUCAAUGUUCCUGCUUCUGCUGCUUCUUCUUGCUUCUUCUAGCCAAAUAAGGAUCCAGAAAAUAUGUGGUUUAGCUGUUAGUGUUCCAAGCAACGUUCUCAAUUUUAUAGUUUUCUUGGAUUCGUUUGUGAACAAGUCAAGGAAAACUGUCCUUUUUUAUCAGCAAAGUA